AUUGGCCGCUGUAUCACCGCCCGCUGCUUCACUCGCACAUCUGCAUCCACCACGCUGGCGCCCCCCACCAGACUCACCGCAUCCCCCUCCCCCUCCUCCUCUCUCUUGCCUCUCGCCUGUUCUGCAUCUGCAUCUUCGCCGCUGCAGUCCGUCUCGCAUCGUGCUGCACUUCUUUCCCGUCACUUUUCGUCGUCGUCGUCGUCAUCGUCGUCGUCCAACAUGGCCUACUCUAUCCGCAAGAUCGGCCAGACCAACACUCUCGAGCACCGUGUUUACAUCGAGAAGGAUGGUGUCCCUAUCUCGCCUUUCCACGACAUUCCCCUCUUCGCCAAUGAACAGCAGACCGUGCUGAACAUGAUCGUUGAGAUUCCUCGCUGGACCAAUGCCAAGCAGGAGAUCUCCAAGGAAGAGUUCCUCAACCCCAUCAAGCAGGACACCAAGAAGGGCAAGCUCCGCUACGUGCGCAACUGCUUCCCCCACAAGGGUUAUCUCUGGAACUACGGUGCUUUCCCUCGUACCUGGGAAGACCCCAACGUUGUUCACCCCGAGACCAAGGCCAAGGGUGACAACGACCCGCUCGAUGUGUGCGAAAUCGGUGAGCUUGUCGGUUACACCGGCCAGGUCAAGCAGGUCAAGGUGCUGGGCGUCAUGGCCCUGCUUGACGAAGAGGAGACCGACUGGAAGAUCAUUGUGAUCGAUGUCAACGACCCUCUCGCCCCCAAGCUCAACGACAUCGAGGACGUCGAGCGCCACCUGCCCGGUCUGAUGCGCGCCACCAACGAGUGGUUCCGCAUCUACAAGAUCCCCGACGGAAAGCCCGAGAACCAGUUUGCCUUCUCCGGCGAGUGCAAGAACAAGAAGUACGCCAUGGAGGUCGUCCGUGAGUGCGCUGAUGCCUGGGAGAAGCUCAUCACCGGCAAGUCCCAGCCCGGUGAGAUCAGCCUCGCCAACCUUAACGUCGAGAACUCGCCCGACCGCGCCGACACCCGCCGCGUUGCUGAGAUUCCCCAGGGCCAGAACCUUCCCCCGGCCCCGAUCGACGGUAGCGUUGACAAGUGGUUCUUCAUCUCCGGCGCUGCUGUUUAAAGCAUGCACUCCAACAAAAGAAAAAGAUUGCACAUGUUCACUAGUGGUUAGAAAAAGUUCCACAUUUCAACCUC
Messenger RNA from Penicilliopsis zonata CBS 506.65, 1160 nucleotides. RefSeq lists its product as hypothetical. The record is from RefSeq and is a predicted model, not a curated record. The transcript has 5 exons. NCBI's taxonomy places the organism in Eukaryota, Fungi, Ascomycota, Eurotiomycetes, Eurotiales, Aspergillaceae. Bases 220 to 1086 code for a protein of 288 amino acids. Gene Ontology annotation, biological process: phosphate-containing compound metabolic process. Gene Ontology annotation, cellular component: nucleus; cytoplasm. Gene Ontology annotation, molecular function: inorganic diphosphate phosphatase activity; magnesium ion binding.